Molecule: messenger RNA, 816 nt
Organism: Cladocopium goreaui
Lineage: Eukaryota; Dinophyceae; Suessiales; Symbiodiniaceae
Source: the annotation of a GenBank genome assembly
AUGCUGAAACCACGUGUGCAGGCUGUGUUGCUGGUCUUCAUGGAGUCAAGGGAAGAGCUGAAGAGCAAAGGAGCCCCAAUUGCAAAAGCGGCCCGUGGCUCUGGCGGGGCAUCCGCUUCUGCCGAUCGGCAGUCCGGUGCGCUGAUUUGCUUGGGACGCCUUUACAGAGCUCAAGGUUUCAUCCUCAAUCUUCGCAUCCUGACCGUGGCGGUGCGAGAACGGUUGCGUGCCAAAGCUUUCCAGAGGGUCUUGACCCUGGCUCGAGAAGUCGUGUUGGCGCGUGUGGCCAAGGGCGCAGAGUUGGAUGAGCAGAUCGUCAUGGAGGCCUUCCGAAGCGCGUGCCUGGAGCAAGGCAUGGACUUGGAGGCUUUGGGUUUAGCCUUCCGCGCAGAGGUCAGUGGAAGGCCGUAUCUGAAACGUGAUGUUUGGGGCCGUUACAGCCAAGACGUGUCUCAAGCACUGCUGGAUCGGAACAAGCUGCUGCGGGCCAAGGCAGAAAGCUGGCGCGCUUUCAGAACUGCAUGGAUUUCGGUGUUGCAGUCCCCGUGCUUCGUGCGUAACAGCGCCCCGCGAGGAUGGGCACGACAUCGGGAUCACACAGCCCUGGAGGCGGAAGCCAUCGUGGACAUGGCCGCACGGAAGCAGUGCUGUCCAUGGAAGCGAGCCAAACGGCGCGUGGAAGGUACGACCGCUACGGCUGCGCAGCUCAUCGCCUUCGCCGCAGAAGCGGUGGAGAGGAAGUUGGCAGCACAGGAGCAAAGCUGGAUUCCGCAGCUGGAGUCCCAUGGCUUAUCCAACUUGGUUUAUCUCAAGUAG